UUUCCGGAGAGACUCGGGGACUCCACUCCUUGCUCUCUCUGUUCUGCUCGCCCUGUGCGACGGGGUAGGGUUGAGGGCUAGUCAUGGCGUCCCGGUCUCGGAGACUGCAGACUAAACCAGUCAUUACUUGUUUCAAGAGUGUCCUUCUGAUCUACACUUUAAUCUUCUGGAUCACUGGUGUAAUUCUUCUUGCCAUUGGCAUUUGGGGCAAGGUGAGCCUGGAGAAUUAUUUUUCUCUUUUAAAUGAGAAGGCCACCAAUGUUCCCUUUGUGCUCAUUGGCACUGGCACUGUCAUCAUUCUUUUGGGCACCUUCGGCUGUUUUGCUACCUGCCGAAGUUCUACGUGGAUGCUAAAACUGUAUGCAAUGUUUCUAACUCUCAUUUUUUUGGUUGAACUGGUCGCUGCCAUCGUAGGUUUUGUUUUCAGACAUGAGAUUAAGAACAGCUUUAAGAAUAAUUAUGAGAAAGCUUUAAAGCAGUAUAAUGCUACGGGAGAUUAUAGAAGCAAUGCAGUAGACAAGAUUCAAAAUACGUUGCAUUGUUGUGGUGCCACCAACUUUGGAGAUUGGAAGGACACUAAUUAUUACUUAGAAAAAGGAUUUCCCAAGAGCUGCUGUAAACUUGAAGAUUGUUCUCCUCAGAGAGAUCCUGAUAAAGUAAACAAUGAAGGUUGUUUUAUAAAGGUCAUGGCCAUUAUAGAAUCAGAAAUGGGAGUCGUUGCUGGAAUUUCCUUUGGAGUUGCUUGUUUUCAGCUGAUUGGAAUCUUUCUUGCUUACUGCCUCUCUCGAGCUAUAACAAAUAACCAGUAUGAGAUAGUGUAACCAAUGUUACACGGCUUACUCCUCUACAACUUUAAGGACAUUUAUAUUCCCCACUGUGAACUACUGGAUUGCCUGAUUGGAAAACUGACUAAUUACCCAUAGACAAAAAAUCUACACCAAUAGUCUGAUACAAUCUAGACAUUUGUUUAAUAUGUUAUAAGUCUCCCUUUUGUCCCAUUCAUCAUGUAAGGUCAUUGAAACUCCCUUAUCACUCUGAAAUGCUGGAAGAGCUAGUAAAUUGUAAAUGAAACAAU
Messenger RNA from Phyllostomus hastatus (greater spear-nosed bat), 1075 nucleotides. It is a transcript of the gene TSPAN6, whose product is annotated as tetraspanin 6. The record is from RefSeq and is a predicted model, not a curated record. NCBI's taxonomy places the organism in Eukaryota, Metazoa, Chordata, Mammalia, Chiroptera, Phyllostomidae. Gene Ontology annotation, cellular component: membrane. The coding region runs from base 84 to 821 and encodes 245 amino acids. The transcript is spliced from 8 exons.